Messenger RNA from Rhagoletis zephyria (snowberry fruit fly), 2086 nucleotides. It is a transcript of the gene udt, whose product is annotated as protein undicht. The record is from RefSeq and is a predicted model, not a curated record. Lineage: Eukaryota; Metazoa; Arthropoda; Insecta; Diptera; Tephritidae. Gene Ontology annotation, biological process: wound healing.
AUAAUGCUUUUGUUUUGCAUUAUUCUAUAUGCACAUUCCAUCGCUUAGAUUUUGUAGUUUAUAGCACAGUGCACUGUGGUUAAUAGUUUUAAAUCUAUUUGCAUUCCUUGUAAAGUUUAAAAUUGAUAUUUAAGUACAAAUUAGAAAACAAAUGCUAAGCUCAUAAUGUGUGUGGUGAAACUAUUUUACCUUCUCGGCGCCGUGAGCAUAGUUUCGGCCCAGUAUAAUCAGUUGGAACAAAAACAAAAUAGAUGUAUUAUACCCAAAAUUCUUCAGGGAAGUUGGUUCUCAUGGGAAACUGGCACACCCACACUAACAGUCAUAGAUGCGACCUCGAUGUCACGCAGAGGUGUUUGUAUAACGAUGUCUGGACACGGAGAUGAGUAUCACUUUAUAUUUAAAGAGCGCUCAGCAAAUUGUUAUCACUGCGUCCGAACGGUCAUAAGGACGCUUAAUGUGUUUGAGAAAGUCGAAGGACCUUGCAUUUCUAUACUCGCGGGAUCAGAGCCAAGCGUGGAAAAUGUUUGUAAAGGAAUUAGGGACGACCAGCAGCUAGUGACUUUAUUCAAUGAAAAUUUUGUGCCUCUCAAUUGUCGUUCUUCAUUAGAAGGCGUGUGGCACUUCACAUACCAGAAUCGGUUCCGGUUUACUGGUGUUUGUAAUAAGCCUGAUGCUCGCAUUCAAUCUUGUCAAACUGCUGGUACGCAGUUCUUGAUACAAAACCAAAAGUUUAACGUCACCUACCAGCAGUGUGAGGGUAUGGAAGGCACCUUCACCGGUACAGUAGAGUAUAGUUGCUUAGGAGAUUGGUUUGUUGGCAAAAACCAUUACUUUGCGGUCGCCAAUACCAAAGAAUCGCGCAAAGAUGAAAAGUAUCGAUGCUUCCUUAAGAAUCGGGACGAUGAUUUGUACAUCGGUGUUUCUAUUACGGCCGAAUGUAAUACAUUAAAAACGCCAGAAAAUUCACCAGAACGUCUAAAGCUUACACCUGUAAAAGCAGAAUACGUUGAACCGGGUUGCACACUUCCGCAAAAUUUUUCGGGUGAAUGGGUAAACACAGCAAAUAUUGAUGCUGAUGUAUCGAUUAGUGAAACUCACAUCAAUGAAACUUACUACCCAGAUCGAGCCCGCUACCGACGUACUAUAUAUGUUUGCCGUGAGCGGCGUGAUAAUCGAAUAAUGAUGGCACGUCUUACGGUUGACGGUUGCCAAAAAGAUUAUGUAUGUUUCGAUUUUCAGCCACGGCAUCAUAACAUCAUACGCUAUCGCAAGGGUUUAGCUGUUAUUAAGGACGAUUUCAGUACAGUAUGCUCCUGGGUGCAAUUCAAAAAUGCCGAAGCGUGGAAAUAUGACUUGUUUUUGGCAAAGAAUCCGUUGCCAGUACGUUGCCCUGUGGCAGGAAAAUUCAACUUUACACAGCAUGGAGAGCAUCCUUUUAAAACGAGAAUUCUUGGAGGUGUAACGCUAAGUCCUCGGCCGAAUAUACAUUGCAAGCAAAAUAUAUCAGAUAUGUCGGUAUGUGAUACGGAUCAAAAAGAACUGGCUAUUGAUGAAAAUUACUGUCUGUCAGUGGAUCAUUUGGGAAGGCCUGUGGAUAUAUAUAGUGAUCCGGAUUAUCGCAUGAAAUGCAUUGGUUUUUGGAAAGAGAAUCUUAAAUCCUAUCUUAUCACUUAUGAUGACCUGGAUCCGCUCUCUAAGUACCGAUGCUGGGUAUAUCAGCGCGCUGACUUAAAUCGCGUGUUAAUGUCGCAAGCGGUAGGCGCCUUUUGUAAACUAAAUCAAGACGUUACCUCGUGGAAUCACACCGAGGGUGCAGCAGUUGCCAUUGAUGCCAUAGAAUACGAGCGAGAACGUGACGACUGCCCUAUGUACUUUGACGAUGGCGCAUACCCAUGGAAAGAUUCAGAUGCGUCCAACAUCAUAUUCGAUUGGGACUUUUAUAAGGCAUCAGCUAGUACUUUAAUAUCAUAUGCGAGUUUUUCUUUUAUAAACCUUAUAGCUUGCAUUCUAUUUUGGUUCUCAUAUCAAAUUUAAAUAUUUUGGGUUUGAGGAAAGUUUACAAAUUUCUCAAUUCAACGAAAUUAGU